Messenger RNA from Oryza sativa Japonica Group (Japanese rice), 1860 nucleotides. RefSeq lists its product as uncharacterized. Lineage: Eukaryota; Viridiplantae; Streptophyta; Magnoliopsida; Poales; Poaceae. The record is from RefSeq and is a predicted model, not a curated record.
GAGCGACGCCGCACAAAUAAUCUCUGCCUGCAAAAGCAACUAAAGCACAACGCUCCUGCAGGCCAUCCUGAGACUAAAUCAAAUACAACAAUUUAUGAGCAAUAAUAAUUAUCGAUAUUUGAUCUGAGCCUUUGAACAAUGAACAAAGACCUUUACUUUUUCAUCCUACCUAAAUGCAUAUUCCAAUUCUCAUCCUAAUUAAAUUUACCAUUUAACACUAUGGGUUAACUAAUAAAAAUACAUGAAUUUUUUUCUAUUUUCCCAGUGGCUAUAAGAGCCACGACAAAACAAUAUGAAAUUAUAACCACCAGCAAGAGCCCCUGCGUCGCUCUCCCCCAGAGGCGACUCGGGUGGCGAACCUAGCCGCCCCCUCCUCCCCCCGACCACCUUCCUCCUCCGCCUCGCCGCCACCACAAGGACAGCGGCGGCGGGGCUUCACGCCUCUUCCUACGCUGGCGGCCAAGGGAACCUCCGGUGGGUGGCGAUGGCGACCGCCAGAUCCGCCCCGCCGUGGCCGGAUCUGGCGGGGUGGCGGCUGACGGCGGGGGUGGAGACGGCGAUGGUAGGGGCGAGGGGGUGUGGGCGACGGUGGUCGGAAUGGCGACGAUGGAGGCGGCGGCGGGGAUGGCGACGACGGUGGGGUUGGCAACGGCGAUGGAUUGGCGUCAGGGUGGCGGAUCCGGCAGCGCCGGAGGUGGUUCCGGCGACCGGAGGCGGAUCUGGCCCCCCGGCGGCCAGAUCGAGCGAGGACUGUCGCGGCGGCAGUUCGGAGCUUGCGGGACGGCGGCGCGGACCUCACGGCGAUGGCAGCGCGGAGCCCACGGCCCGGGCGGCGGCAGCAAGUGCCCGACGGCGGUUGGUGGUUGCAGUACGUCGGCAGCUGGCUGGUGGCGUCGGCAGGUGGCCGACGACAUCAGUGGCGGGAGUUGCGGCCGGCAGUGGUGGUGACCGGGCAAGGUGGCCGUGGCGCGAGGAGGCGCGGUACUGGUGGUAGGCCGGCGAGGUUGCCGUUGCGACGCGGUCGAUGGAGGUAGAGGACGACGCUGCGUGAGGUGACAAGGCGUGACCGGUGGCGGCUUGCGGAGACUGGUCGGCAGGGGGGCGGGUGCAGUGAUGCCCACGUGUCGGCAGAGGUUUAGCUGGCGGUGGAGUAUUGGGGUGUCAACGGUGGAUAGGCAGGCGGUGGAUGGCGGGUGAAAACCCAGCCCGACCUCGCUGGGCCGGCAACGGUGGCGCGCGAGCGUCAUUCCCCUCUUGAGGGCGUUGUCGUGCCGUCUCACCUCCUCUAGUGGUGUUGCCGGGCGAAAGCCCAGUCGAGGUUCUUCUGACCUCGACGGUCGGCGGCGGCGGUUCUUUCGUUGCUUCUCUCCCUAGAGACGUUGGCUUGGCAGCACCCUUGUCGAAACCUCCCAAUCAACUGCUACAAGUUCGUUCUAGAGUCUCUUCCUCUUGUAUCAGCGUCCUAGUUUGUACAAGUUGGCCACGUCGGGGGGCCUAGGGGGGAGAGCGGUUCCAUCUUCUCUCUCACCCUCUCUCCCUGAAUCCCUGAGAUGUGGAUAGAGCGGGGUUUUGUGUCGGUUGUAUAGAUUGUUUUGGGCGAUCCCAGUUGUAGCUCCUUUGUUGGCCUUGCGGUGGGCGGUCACGCUUAGCGGUGGCCGGUCCGGUGCAGGCCUUCUCCUGGGUGAGUGCUUGGUGUUGUCGGUGUGUGGGAGGUGGUAUACCUUUUCUUUUCAUGGUUACGGCCUCCCAGGGUUGUAUCCUUGUAUUUUUUUCUGCUCUAUCAAUAUGAACUUCACACUGUCUUAUGCGAGUCGUUAAAAAAAAAACCACCAGCAAAAUAUGCAAGCUAUAUUCUUUCAA